Messenger RNA from Mus musculus (house mouse), 4268 nucleotides. It is a transcript of the gene Afg3l1, whose product is annotated as AFG3-like AAA ATPase 1. Gene Ontology annotation, biological process: cristae formation; mitochondrial fusion; proteolysis. Gene Ontology annotation, cellular component: m-AAA complex; mitochondrial inner membrane; membrane. Gene Ontology annotation, molecular function: ATP-dependent peptidase activity; metalloendopeptidase activity; zinc ion binding. The transcript is spliced from 17 exons. NCBI's taxonomy places the organism in Eukaryota, Metazoa, Chordata, Mammalia, Rodentia, Muridae. The record is from RefSeq and is marked validated. Bases 49 to 2418 code for a protein of 789 amino acids.
GCUGCGCGUGCGCGCGCCCAGGGGGCGGCGCGAGGUCAGGGCCGGGGGAUGUUACUGCGGCUGGUGGGGGCGGCGGGCAGUCGAGCCCUGGCCUGGCCUUUCUCCAAGCUGUGGCGAUGUGGCGGAUGCGCAGGGAGCGGCGGGACGGUCUGGAGCAGCGUGAGGGCCUGUGGCAUUGCUCUGCAGGGUCAUCUGGGGAGAUGCUCGCAGCAGCUGGCUCUGCAGGGAAAACUGACUUCAUUUUCCCCGAGGCUGUAUUCAAAACCUCCCAGAGGGUUUGAGAAGUUUUUUAAGAAUAAGAAGAACAGAAAAAGUGCAAGCCCAGGAAAUUCAGUACCUCCAAAAAAAGAACCAAAAAAUGCUGGCCCUGGAGGAGAUGGAGGCAACAGAGGAGGGAAAGGAGAUGAUUUUCCCUGGUGGAAACGGAUGCAAAAGGGAGAAUUUCCUUGGGACGACAAGGACUUCCGGAGCCUGGCUGUUUUGGGGGCUGGUGUGGCUGCGGGAUUUUUAUAUUUUUAUUUCCGAGAUCCCGGAAAAGAGAUCACCUGGAAACACUUCGUGCAGUAUUACCUGGCCAGAGGUCUGGUGGACCGGCUAGAGGUUGUGAACAAGCAGUUUGUGCGUGUUAUUCCUGUUCCUGGGACGACAUCUGAGAGGUUCGUGUGGUUUAACAUUGGCAGUGUUGACACCUUUGAACGGAACCUCGAGUCUGCUCAGUGGGAGCUGGGCAUUGAGCCCACCAACCAGGCUGCGGUGGUCUACACUACUGAGAGUGAUGGCUCUUUUCUUAGAAGUCUUGUGCCCACUCUGGUCCUGGUUAGCAUCCUCCUAUAUGCUAUGAGGAGGGGUCCAAUGGGGACUGGUCGCGGUGGGCGAGGAGGAGGCCUCUUCAGUGUUGGUGAGACAACAGCCAAGAUCUUAAAGAACAACAUCGAUGUGCGGUUUGCAGAUGUGGCUGGCUGUGAAGAAGCCAAACUGGAAAUUAUGGAGUUUGUGAAUUUCCUGAAGAACCCAAAGCAAUAUCAGGACUUAGGAGCCAAAAUUCCAAAGGGAGCGAUGCUCACUGGUCCACCUGGUACUGGCAAAACACUUCUUGCAAAAGCAACUGCUGGGGAGGCCAACGUGCCCUUCAUCACCGUGAAUGGGUCGGAAUUCCUGGAAAUGUUUGUUGGUGUUGGGCCAGCACGGGUCCGUGACAUGUUUGCAAUGGCCCGAAAACACGCUCCUUGUAUUUUAUUCAUUGAUGAGAUUGAUGCAAUUGGCAGAAAGCGAGGCCGUGGCCACCUGGGAGGCCAGAGUGAGCAGGAAAACACUUUAAACCAGAUGCUUGUGGAGAUGGACGGGUUCAACUCUUCCACUAAUGUGGUAGUGUUAGCCGGCACCAAUCGCCCUGAUAUCCUUGACCCAGCCCUGACACGGCCUGGCCGGUUUGACCGUCAGAUCUACAUCGGUCCCCCUGAUAUCAAAGGCAGGUCCUCUAUUUUCAAGGUCCACUUGCGUCCACUCAAGCUGGACGGAAGCCUCAGCAAGGACGCUCUUUCGAGGAAGCUGGCAGCUCUUACUCCAGGCUUCACUGGUGCUGAUAUUUCCAAUGUUUGCAAUGAAGCAGCACUGAUUGCUGCCCGCCACCUCAGCCCUUCUGUCCAGGAGCGGCACUUUGAGCAAGCCAUCGAGAGGGUCAUUGGAGGCCUUGAGAAGAAGACCCAGGUCCUACAACCCAGUGAAAAGACAACUGUAGCCUACCACGAGGCUGGGCAUGCAGUGGUGGGCUGGUUCUUGGAGCAUGCAGACCCUCUGCUGAAGGUGUCCAUCAUACCUCGAGGCAAGGGGCUUGGCUACGCCCAGUACCUUCCCCGCGAGCAGUUCCUCUACACACGAGAGCAGCUCUUCGACCGCAUGUGUAUGAUGCUGGGGGGUAGGGUAGCUGAGCAGCUGUUCUUUGGUCAGAUCACCACCGGAGCUCAGGACGACCUGAGGAAGGUCACCCAGAGUGCCUAUGCCCAGAUUGUGCAGUUUGGGAUGAGUGAGAAGCUGGGCCAGGUGUCCUUUGACUUCCCCAGACAAGGCGAAACCAUGGUGGAGAAGCCAUACAGUGAGGCUACUGCCCAGCUCAUUGAUGAAGAGGUCCGGUGCCUCGUCAGGUCUGCCUAUAAUCGGACCCUGGAGCUGCUCACACAGUGCCGGGAGCAGGUGGAGAAGGUUGGCAGGCGUCUCCUGGAGAAAGAAGUGCUGGAGAAAGCCGACAUGAUAGAGCUCUUGGGCCCUCGGCCCUUUGCAGAGAAGUCCACCUAUGAGGAAUUUGUAGAGGGCACCGGCAGCCUAGAGGAGGACACAUCCCUUCCUGAGGGGCUGAAAGACUGGAAUAAGGGGCGGGAGGAAGGAGGCACUGAGCGGGGCUUGCAGGAGAGCCCUGUGUAGCCUGUGGCCACCGGGGCGGCUUAUGACCACUGCUGACUGGGAGCUGCUCAGCCAUCGCAGAGCAGCUGUCAGAGUAACUGAAAGACUAAUUAAAACAGGUGACAACUUCGAACACACGUCUCAGAUAAGACCAUGCAAAAUUCACAGAAAAGCUGCUAGACUCCAGCAUCCAGCCAAGGAGAUAGCUGAGGGAACAAAGGUGUGGCCUGCGACCAUAGGCCCUGGACCUAAGGCUGGCCGGUUCUCCAGGUUCUGUGAAGCCUGAGUGAUGUCUUUUUGGAGGGAUUCCAGGUGUGGGGCUGUGAGGAGCUACAUUGUGUUUGAUUAAGUUUCCAAGUGAGCCUCUUACAGCUGCUUCUGAGGUAACCUGCUCAAGGGCUGAGCCCUGACUCAGCACAGAUAAAGGUUGGUGAAGAAGUAAAGAAAACAUAAGACAGUUAAGGAAGGAAGGCGAGCCGGGCAGUUGUGGAUUAAAGGCAGAGCAUGCCUUUAAUCCCAGCACUCGGGAGGCAGAGGCAGGCUUGAUUCCUGAGUUCGAGGCCAGCCUGGUUUACAGAGUGAGUUCAGGGCAGCCAGGGCUACACAGAGAAACCCUGUCUUGAAAAACCAAAAAAACAAACAAAAAACAAAAAAAAUAAAAAUAAAAAGGAAGGAAGCUGCUCAGCCCUUAGGAAGGAAAGCCAGCGCACCAGUAGAUGUGCAGUGGAGGACAGGGACCGUGGCCACCCCACCUGUGGCAGCGUCAGAAAUUCUGUUUCGUCAGUCAGACCUGGCUUCUAGCCUUUGGGUUUCUCUGCCUCACUGAUGGGAGUGUCAGAUUUAAUUCCGUCUCACAGCAGUCCUUCCUUUCUCCAGCAUCCAUGCCCCCCCCCCUUUUGAACCACAGAGGGUGGUUUAGGUUGAGCCCUCUGGCUCUGGUGCAUGGGGAGGGCUUUGGAACGCCAAGCCUCCGUGGGCUGCAAGAGGCCUCUCUUUCCUGUUAAUCUGGGCUGUGUCGAGGCCUGCUCUGUGAGAGCCGAGUGCUUGGAGUGGAGCUUUGGGUUCCCUGGAUGUUGUUGUGGACUUGCUCCAGGUUUCGGGGGGACACAGAUCUCAGGGCUGCACCAUCCGCUGCAAUAGCCUGCGUUGGGGCUGCUCGUGGCCCUGGGGAGGAAUCUACUUGCUCCCUUGACUCUGUAAAAGUGUGUGUGUGUGUGCAUGUGAUAGUGUGUCUUCCUCAACUGCUUUCUAUCUCUACUGUUUUCCACUUACAUCUGCACACGCACGCACCACGGUGCACAUGCGCAGGGCACAGGACAACCUCUGGAGUCGGGGCUCUCCUCUGUGUGGGUUCCAGAGAUCAUCAGGCUUGGCAGAGGCGCCUCUACCCACUGAGCCAUCUCGCCACCCAGUCUACCUUGCUUUUUAGAUGGAGUCUCGUAUUGAGUCUGGCUGUGUUUGCAGGUCAGCAAGCCCCAGGGAUCCUCCCGUCUCUGCCUGCCCAGUGCUGGGAUUGCAGGCUCACCUUUAUCCUGGCCGUUCCGUGAACGAUGCAGGGCUGUAGUGGAUGUUCAUGCUUGUGCACAGGCACGCUACCGACCCUCCUGCCUUUCAGCUGAUGCCAUAGCUUCCCGGGUGCCUGGCCAGGAUGGUGGAGGCCUGUCCUUCUCUUUGGGGCCCGGCUAAGGGCCAGAUUGGGUGGACUGGGUGUAUUAGCUGGAUGUAAAGACUAUACUGGGUGUGCAUGGUAUCGCACAUUCUCUAAACUGUCACGCUCGCCUCAGAGAUGUCAUCAGGAGACAGAUACUUUCAAUUUUCACUGUUUGUAAAGUGUACAUUAUUGAAUUUUAAAAAAAUUAUUUCUAAUUGUA